GCAAAUUCACCUCUAUUUUAGUUUCAAUAUACAAUUUGACUUCAAUUUUACUAUAUAUUCGAUUUGUCCCUUAUAAGCUAAAUCCUAGUUAUAAGCCCGGCUAGUUCACACUAGCUUUGAAAGGAAAUAAGCUUGAUUUAAGGUCAUAUAUUGACUAUUGAGCUGUCGAAUAUCGAAAAAUCGAAUCAAUAUAUUUCGAAUUUACAUCGAUAUCACCUACAAAAUUAGACCCUGUGGCCUGCGUCCCUGAAGCUAAACCUAAUUGAGCGAAUAAAAUUAGGUCCCUAGACGAUAUAUUUACGCUAUAAGCUACCCAAAGCGGGUGAUAUAUCAAUAUUCUUCAUACCAAGGUGCCCUAGCUUAUUUAGUCUUCAUUUUAUAUAGAAUAAAAUAAAGAGCUAAUUUAAGAAGUGGCUGGUCUAAUAAUCUCCUGAGCCAAAUAAUCGAACUUUAAAUCGAUUUAUCAUUCAAAUCCAUUUAUAUUCUAAUACUAUUUCAAUAUAAAAUAGUAUUAGAAUAAAACCAGUUUAUAAUACCAAUUAGCAUAUAAACUAAGUGCUUAAAAAUGGUUUCUGGUAUUUCUUUUAAAUUUGAUCCCUUGAGAGGCAGAUCUAAUUAUAUUGAAUGGAUUAAUAAAGCUAAGCUUUUUCUCGAAAUGAAUGGCUUUAUGCCAUAUAUCGAUGGUACAGAAACGCCACCAAAUAAAGCUCUAUACAUAGACGAAUUCGGAAAAGCUAUUUCACCUGAAUUAGCAAUCGACUAUGAAGAAAAGCUUGUAGAAUAUGAAAUAAACAAAGAAAGAGCUUUCGGAGCUAUAAAGUCUAUAAUUAGCUACGAAUUAGUCGAAAGAUUUAGUGAUAAAACUACAGCUAAAAGCCUAUGGGAUUCUAUUAAUUCGAUUUUUGGAUUAUCUUCCUUCGAGUUAAUGGGAAUAUGCCUGAAUAGAUUAACAGAAUCGAAUUAUACCAGCUCAGAAGGAAUGGAUGAAUACAUUAAUUCUAUUCAAUCAUCGUAUAGCCACCUAAAGUCGAAAUACGAUAUCCCUGAAGUUUUUAUAGCAUGGUUUCUUUUUAGAGGCCUACCUAGCUCUUUCGAUGGUUUUGUCUCCAGAAAAUACGAGGAACUAGCAAAAAAUGAAGCUAGUAUUGAUCUAAAUAAGCUUUUUUCCGGGCUAAUAUCUGAAGAAGCUAGAAUGCGAUCAAAUUUCGAAUCAAAUGCUAAUAAGGCUAGCUUUAAAAAUAAAAAUAAAGCUCCUUAUUGUAGUCAUUGUGGUAAGAAGGGCCAUUUGGAGUAUAGAUGCUUUAAAAAACACCCUAAAUUAAAAGGCAAUAGAGGGAAUAAUAAGAAGUAAUCUCAAUCGAAUUCUAACGAAAAUUCGAUUGAAGACUCGAAUAAACCUAUCUCUAGCAAGCAAAUUCACUACUAUUUUAGUUUUCAAUAUACAAUUUGACUCCAAUUAUACUAUAUAUUCGAUUUGUUCCUUAUAGCUAAAUUUGCCUAAG
This is a messenger RNA of Botrytis cinerea B05.10, 1502 nucleotides long. RefSeq lists its product as hypothetical. The transcript is spliced from 2 exons. The record is from RefSeq and is a predicted model, not a curated record. NCBI's taxonomy places the organism in Eukaryota, Fungi, Ascomycota, Leotiomycetes, Helotiales, Sclerotiniaceae. Gene Ontology annotation, molecular function: nucleic acid binding; zinc ion binding. Bases 566 to 1351 code for a protein of 261 amino acids.